AUGUCUGACAAAUGGAUAGAUAGAUUCAGUGAUUUGACAUACUAUGGCCGAAAAUGGGAAGAAUUGGAAGAAAUGGAUGAACAAUACCAUCCACCCUCGACCAAGACACACUUUCCAGCUGCAGCACCAAAAACCAAUAGAAAAACAGUAAAAGCCUCAGCCGUACAGAAAAUUAGGACAAAUUCUAACAUGACACGUGAAAACUCUCAAAAUAAUAAUGGAAAAGACAAUACAGUAAAUAACAAUCAGAUCAAUGGCAAAAUGAAUAACCGGAACCAACAGACACAAGGUUACAGUCAAGGUCAACAAGUAUCAACAUCGAAUGGCGUGGAAACAAGAUGGAAUUUACCCUCACUGAUACUGUUUCAAAACAAUCAAACAGAUAAUACAAUGAAUAAUGAUAAUCAGACCGACAGACAAAACAAAGAACCAUACAAAUGCUACCAAGGUGAUCAUAACUACCGACAAUGCCCAAAGAAUCCUUGUUUCUUCUGUUACCAACCAGGUCAUUAUGCAGCAUCCUGCCCAAAAAGAGAAUCUUUAUUCCCAAAAACAGGACCUAAAAGAAAACAGACACACUGCCAAGUUUGGGAAAUCACCAUGAAAAUGGCCUCCCACAUAGAAAUUGAUACAGACUCGGAAGAAAAUACUUGCCCAAUAUGGGAAAUAUCAUCAGGUGAUGAUAAAGGAAUAAAUGAUCAGUCAUCAGAUGAGGAUGAAAAUGAUACUGACAGAAAUACCGCUCAAAUAAAUAGACAGGAACUAUCUUGA
Molecule: messenger RNA, 771 nt
Organism: Phymastichus coffea
Lineage: Eukaryota; Metazoa; Arthropoda; Insecta; Hymenoptera; Eulophidae
Exons: 3
Coding region: 1-771 (256 amino acids)
Molecular function (GO): zinc ion binding; nucleic acid binding
Source: RefSeq, a predicted model, not a curated record